AUGAUGCCAGAUCCAUAUCGGAUCAAGAUCCGCACUCCGCCUGUCUCCGCUCCUAUAAGUCUCCGGGCCAAGCUCUCGCCUCAACUGUCCUCGACGACUUUCAGACAUUCUAUAACUCGCACUAUGGGCGUUACAAUUGAAACUAUCACUCGCGGUGACGGUGUCAACUUCCCUAAGAAAGGUGACAAGGUCACGAUACACUACGUCGGAACACUACUAGACGGCAAGAAAUUCGACUCCAGUCGGGAUCGAGGGAGUCCAUUUGAAACUGAAAUCGGCACAGGGAAGGUGAUAAAGGGCUGGGACGAGGGGGUGCUACAACUAUCGGUUGGACAGAAAGCAAUCAUAACCGCUACCCCAGAUUUCGCAUACGGCUCUCGUGGCUUCCCUCCUGUGAUACCACCGUUCUCUACGCUCAGGUUCGAGGUUGAGCUAAUAAAGAUCAAUUGA
Cyclocybe aegerita is the source of this 450-nucleotide messenger RNA. NCBI's taxonomy places the organism in Eukaryota, Fungi, Basidiomycota, Agaricomycetes, Agaricales, Hemipholiotaceae. The record is from the annotation of a GenBank genome assembly.